Linum tenue is the source of this 4001-nucleotide messenger RNA. The record is from the annotation of a GenBank genome assembly. Lineage: Eukaryota; Viridiplantae; Streptophyta; Magnoliopsida; Malpighiales; Linaceae.
AUGGCAGCUGCUCUUGCUGGGUUCGUCCUGAAGCAGUUGGCUUCCCUAGCAGUUGAUAAGGCAAGUCUGCUUUGGAACCUCAAAAGCGACAUUCUGAAGCUGCAAAACACAGUUUCCAGCAUCCAAGCCGUGCUGCUGGAUGCAGAGGGGCAGUCUGGUAAGAAUCAUCAGGUCCAGCUAUGGCUGCAAAGACUCGAAGCAGUCCUUUAUGAUGCUGAAGACUUGUUGGACGACUUCUCCACAGAGGUUCUCCGGAGGAAACAAAUGGAUGGCAAUGUCGUUGCGAAUGAGGUAUCCCUCUUCUGUUCUGAAUCCAACCAAGUUGCUUAUGGACUGGAAAUAGCUAAUCAGAUUAAGCUUAUUCAGAGCAAGCUAGAGGAGAUUGAUCAGGACAGGAAUCAGUUUUAUUUCCAGACAUUUCCUGUCUCGGAUGACAAGGAGUGGAGGGAAACUUACUCCUCUAUCCCUGAUGUGGUUGUUGGGAGAGAAGAAGAUAAGCGAAAAAUAAUAGACAUGCUGCUGCUGUCUGGUUAUAAGGAGAAAGUUGUUGUCGUCCCAAUAAUUGGGAUUGGGGGAUUGGGGAAAACUACAUUGGCGCAACUCAUUUACAACGAUGACAUAAUCAAAACUCAUUUUGUUUGUAAAGUUUGGGUGUGCGUAGCUGAGAAUUUUGAUCCAAAACUCCUUGUUAAAAGGAUUUUGGAGUCAAUAACCAAGAAAAAGGUGGGAGAUCUUGCCUUGGACACGCUCAAGGAUCUUCUUCAUGAGCAAAUCAAGAACAAACAUAUAUUGCUGGUCUUGGAUGAUGUCUGGAAUGAUGAUAGGGGAAAGUGGGAUCGCUUCAAGAAUCUAUUUGCAAGUAGUGCGGCCGAAGGUAUCAGAAUAAUGGUUACCACCCGUAGUCUUAACAUCGCGAAGCUGACAGCGACCAAGCUGAUUGUGCCGCAUGAGUUGCAAGGUUUGUCUGAGCACGAGUCUUUGUCGUUGUUCAAAAAGAUGGCUUUUGGGGAAGGAGUAGAGCCAAGUCAAAGAUAUGUGGAGAUAGGGAAAAAGAUUUUGAGGAAAUGUUAUGGAGUGCCGUUAGUCGUAAGAACAAUGGGCGGUCUAUUAUCUUCCAAGGAGACUGAGUCCGAGUGGAAGGCAAUAAGCGAGGAGCAACUGUUGAGCCUUGGUAGAGAGGAUAGUGACAUUUUGGCUACUCUUAAGUUGAGUUAUGAUAAUUUGCCUUCCAAUUUGAAACGAUGUUUCGCCUACUCCAGCUUGUUCCCAAAAGACUAUAAAAUUGAUGUGAAAACGUUGGUGCAACUGUGGAUGGCCCAAGGGUAUAUCACCAAGUCCAGUCAAUCUUCACUCCUUGAAGAUGUUGGAGUUGAAUAUUUUAAGAAUCUGUUGUGGAGGUCCUUCUUUCAAGAGGUGACAAAGGAUGAUGAUGGAAAUAUGGAGUCCUGUAAGAUGCAUGAUUUAAUGCAUGAUCUUGCUGUCGCAGUUGCAGGGGAGGAGAUCAAAUGCUUGAGUGUAGAUAGCACUGGUAGUGGUAGCCUUCUUAAUGUUGGUGAUGUCAAUCUUGAAAGGAUACGGCACAUAUCAAUCGAUUUACAGGAUAGAAAUAGAUGGUGGUCUGAUAUUGCAUGGGAAGCACCGGCUCUUUUAGCUAAAGCAACAAGGCUUCGAACAUUACUUAUCUUAAAGAAUUGUAGCAGAGGUGCUGAGUUGGACAGAAGCUGUGGGAGGAUCUUUUCGGAGAUGACUAGGCUGAGAGUGUUUGGUCUCGGAGGUGCUAAAAUCGAGAUUUCCUCUUUUGUCUUCUAUAAACUGAAACAUCUUAGAUACCUUGAUCUUUCUAGCAAUGAGAUGGAGACACUCCCGAACGAAAUGACAAGGUUGGUAAAUUUGCAAGUGCUCGACCUGAAUUUCUGUCAAAGGCUUUGGUUACUGCCGGUAGGCUUAGGGAAGCUGUCCAACCUUGUGUAUCUUGACCUAUAUGGUUGUUCGGAUUUGAGUUGCAUACCAGCUGGGAUCGAGAACCUUUCCUUACUCAGAGAAUUCCCUUUCUUUAUAUUGGCAAAAGCAGCCGCAGACAGCUCAAGAGAAACUGCUGCUUGUCUGGGCGAAUUGAAGAGUUUGGACAACCUAAAUGGGAGGUUGGUUAUUACAAAUCUGGAAUGGGUGAAGGAUAAAUCUGAUGCAGAGGCAGCCAAUUUAAAGGAGAAAUCACAACUUCGAACCUUGGAACUAUUUUGGAGUCCUGCCAAUAAUUAUAAUAUGGCGGCUAGAAGAGGAUGUGAUCACGAGAGGUCAAUACUGGAGGGGUUACAACCACAUCCGAAUUUAAAGCGGAUACUAAUGCAAUUCUAUGGCGGGUCGAGCAUUCCCACAACAAGCGGCUGGUUCUCUUCUCUCAGGAAUCUGGUUGAGAUCGGGCUAUUUUACUGUGGGAAACUGCAGAGUCUGCCAUCGUUGGCUCCUUUAGUGUUUCUUCAAGCAUUGAAGUUAUAUGGAUUAGAUAGCUUAGAGCACGUACAAAGCGAGACAGUAGCAUCAUCAUCCCCUUCUUCAAACAAUGAUUUGCAGUUUCUCCCUUCUCUGGAGUCUUUAUCUAUCGAGGAGUGUCGAAACCUGAUAGGUUGGUCUGCCAGAGAUACAGAAGACAAGUCGCCCCCGUUACCUCGGGUUUCCACCUUGAAGAUUGGUGGCUGCCCGAAAAUGGUAUCUGUCCCGCGCUUUCUGGUCAACUUUGACGAGGUUGAGUUGAAGGAUGUGAGCAGUGAGCUGUUGGGUGCGUUCGGUGCCUCGCUGGUUUCUCCCUCGGCGCACCCUCGAUUUGAGCAGUUGUCUCUCGAGUGCGCGAAAGAUUUCCCACAAGGGUCGACGCUAAAUCUUACUUCCCUUGUGAUGCUAUGCAUAUCACAUUGCGAUGACAUGACUACUCUGUCUCCAUCUAUUCUUCGACAUCUCUCUUCCCUCCAGGAGCUUCAGAUUCAGUACUGUAAAAUUUUGGAACUAGAGGAUGGGGAUGGGGAUGAUAUGUCGCCGCAGCAGGUUCUUCCAAGCCUCCGUAUCUUAACGGUCAGAAAAGUUCCUAAAUUGGUUGCUCUACCGAAGUGGUUUCAGCACUCCUCAAAUUUGCAGCAGCUGGAGUUAUACGGCUGUGACAACCUUAAGUUCUUACCAAAUUGGCUCACAGAGCUCACUGCCUUGGAGACUUUGACCCUACCAUAUCAUGGUUAUAUAUCUUCGAGAUGCAGAAACAGCACCGGCGAGGACUGGCCCAACAUUUCUCACAUCCCAAAUAUCGAAGUUGAUGGUAAAUAUGUUCAACAGGGCGGACGCUAUCUGGGAACUUUCGAAGAAGAAGAAGAAGAUAGCGAGGAAGGAGGAGAUAUUGGAGGGGAAGAAGUAGAAGCAGAACAACAACAACAACAACAAGAAGGAGCAUCCUGGCACAUCCAAAUCUCAAGGUUGUCAGAGAAUUGCUUUGCAAGGAUUACUUGCAACCUAUUCGAGAAAUGUUUUCUCCCUUAGCUACCUGACCUCUACAUUGCCACUCCGACUAUCUGUGUUCCCUUAAACUGAUGGAUUGAAGAAAGAUAUAUCAUGGCGAAUUCUUCAGAAAAAAAAUUGCGGAUUGAUCGAGAAAGAUCUCUUGUUCUUAUUAUAAGAUCCAAACGCACGAGCGCCGACCUCGAUAAGGCAAGGUCUCCUUCAUGCAGCCCAAGCCUGAAGAGGGUAGGCAUCAAGGAGGGGGUGCCAUAUGCUGUCUAUUUUUUAUUUGAGUUUCCAAUUAUUUUCUUUUUUCACUCACGGAUACUGGAACGCCAUUGGUUUCUACUACGGAAAGUCAUUUCGUGAAGUAAACAUUCUAAAUAUUGUGCUUGGGAAAGUCAUUUCGAAUGAGCCUCGUAAUCGUAAGAAAGUACUGGCCCAGAUGCUCAUUCAAAGUGUUCAUACGCCAACUGGGUGGUGCGCUCCUGAUAGUAAUCUACCAGUUGUCAAUUGCUGCA